AUGAAGUUCCUCUCUUUCAAAAUAUACUCUUUUCUUGUGUUGUCAAGCACUUGUUAUGUACCUCUAAGGUGCAAUGUCCAGGCCGUUAUAAGGGUACCGCUUAAUAAGUAUAUUCCAGCAGUGAUAUUUUUCGGAGAUUCUAACGUUGAUACAGGUAAUAAUAAUGGCCUCAAAACCAUAGUUGAGGCUAAUUUUCUUCCUUAUGGUCAGGAUUUCAUGGGAGGAAAACCAACCGGAAGGUUUAAUAAUGGAAAAGCUCCACCAGACUUGCUUGUGGAAGAAUUGGGAAUAAAAGAGCUUUUAUCAGCAUAUCUUGAUCCAAAUUUACAAGUAGAAGACCUCAUCACAGGAGUUAACUUUGCUUCAGGUCGUGCAGGAUAUGAUCCUCUAACAUCUGAAAUCCUGAAAGUUGUAUCAUUGUCUGGUCAGUUGGAAAUGUUCAAAGAGUACAUAAUAAAGCUUAAAGAGAUAGUAGGAGAGGAUAGAAAGAAUGAGAUCUUGGCCAACAGCCUAUUCAUAUUGGUCAUAGGAAGCAAUGACAUUACCAACACAUACUUUAGUACGCCUCUUCGAAAAUUCUACUAUGAUUAUAACAUUGCAACUCAAUCUGAAUUCAUGCGAGUUGGAUGUGUGCCAUCAAAAAGAACAUUGAGAGGAGGAAAAGAAAGGGAAUGUGUUGAUUAUUUGAACCAAGCAACACAAUUAUUCAACUGCUAGCUGACAGCUGACUUGAGCUCUCUAGGAAAAAAGUUCCCUAAUUCAAGAAUGGUGUCUGUAGAUAUAAACAUUCCUACACUUGAUGUCAUCUACAAUCCUAAAAAAUAUGUUUGCCUUUUUUUAUUGAAAUAGUUAAGAAUGGACAAGAUUUUCCAUCUCUUAUAUUUGUAUGAUUGUGCAGGAUUCAAGAUUGCAAUCAAGGGAUGCUGUGGGACAGGGAAAAUAGAAGUUAUAGAGUUUUGCACAUUCGCAUAU
Molecule: messenger RNA, 972 nt
Organism: Nicotiana tabacum (common tobacco)
Lineage: Eukaryota; Viridiplantae; Streptophyta; Magnoliopsida; Solanales; Solanaceae
Source: RefSeq, a predicted model, not a curated record